UUGGUUAUGGUUCGCUGAUAUGUCAGAUUAAACGGUCAACAUUUGAACAAUUAAAAUUGUUAUAAAUAGGACCUAGUAAGGGAUAAAUUCGAUAUCACAAAUAUGUAAAAUACUUCAAAAAAUAAUUAAGUUAGAAUCCUAACCCCGCCCCUUUUUGUUUUCAAUAUUUUGGAUCUCGCAUUUGAAAUGAUUUUGUAAAUAGACUGACAGAAAAAUAACAUUCAAUAUGGCUGUACCUAGUGGUGAUAAUAGAGGGCCAUGUUACUGGUGUUUUAAGACUGUGAAAUGGAUACCAGUUCUGUUCAUUGUAACUAUAGUUGCGUGGUCUUAUUACGCAUAUGUUAUUCAACUGUGUAUAUUGACUGUGGAAAGUCCAACAAAACAAGUUAUUUAUCUAAUAUUUUAUCACCUCUUUUUCUUCAUGUUUUGCUGGUCAUAUUGGCAAACUAUAUUUACCGAUAUUGGUAGAGUGCCUAGUAAAUAUAAAAUUCCAGAAGCUGAUUAUGAAGCUUACGUGAACCACAGUGACUCUUAUGAAACCCAAAACACAAUAUUAGAAACAUUUGCAAGCCAUUUACCUAUAACGAAUAUAACAAUAAGUGGUGGCGUACGAUUUUGUGAAAAGUGCAAAAUUAUAAAACCCGACAGAGCACACCAUUGUUCAGUGUGUGGAGUCUGUGUUCUAAAAAUGGACCAUCAUUGCCCGUGGAUUAAUAAUUGUGUUUCAUUCACAAAUUAUAAAUUUUUUGUGCUUUUUUUGGGAUAUGCACUUGCAUAUUGUGUAUAUGUAUCACUUACUUCUCUUCCAUAUUUUAUUUCAUUUUGGAGGGGCGAUCUUCAAGGAAUGGGGAGGUUCCAUAUUUUGUUUCUCUUUUUCGUUGCAAUAAUGUUUGGUGUUAGUUUAAUGUCUCUUUUUGGAUACCACUGUUAUCUAGUAUGUGAAAAUAGAACAACUCUAGAAGCGUUUCGACCACCCAGUUUUCGAGGUGUUGGUACAGACAAAUAUGGUUUUCACAUAGGAAGGUAUAAGAAUUUUAAACAAGUAUUUGGAGAUGAUCCGAAGACUUGGUUUCUUCCCUUCAGUACUAGUUUGGGAGAUGGAUUAACAUUCCCUCAAAGGCAAAUGGAUGAAGACCAAGAAGGGCUUUUACACGAACACCAUUUUGAAGAUGAAAGUCGCUACUAUUCUUGAAGAAAUGUGACUAUACAAAUAGCUAUUUUAAGUUUGCUAUUAAUGUUUUCAAUUGUAGAAAUUUUUUAGAUAAUAAUUGUAACAAUAUUCAGAAUGCUGAAUAAGAAAUACAUUUUUUCUUAAAUUUUCUAUAAUACAAAAAAUUAAAAAUGUGCUCAUAUAUGUAUUAAAUACUUUUUUAAACAGAUUAGAAAAUCGACAUGUACAAAAUAGGAAUAGUUUUCUUGUUAAUUGUUAUAGUUCCUAAUACCAUAUUUUUUAUAUUUUAAAGAAGGUAACCAAAUAUUUAUAUAGAAUAUGUUAUUUAUUCUUUUGAACUUUUUAAAUUUAUUUCCCGUGCUACAAAUCGUAUUAGUGACAUUUAUUUUUCGAAAUAUAAGACAUAUAUGUAUUUGCUCUUGCUAAUACAAAUAUGAAGUGGCCAUUCUAA
This is a messenger RNA of Anoplophora glabripennis (Asian longhorned beetle), 1622 nucleotides long. Its product is annotated as palmitoyltransferase ZDHHC15. The transcript has 7 exons. Gene Ontology annotation, biological process: synaptic vesicle maturation; peptidyl-L-cysteine S-palmitoylation; protein targeting to membrane. Bases 227 to 1192 code for a protein of 321 amino acids. NCBI's taxonomy places the organism in Eukaryota, Metazoa, Arthropoda, Insecta, Coleoptera, Cerambycidae. Gene Ontology annotation, molecular function: protein-cysteine S-palmitoyltransferase activity. The record is from RefSeq and is a predicted model, not a curated record. Gene Ontology annotation, cellular component: endoplasmic reticulum; Golgi apparatus.